UUUCUCAGCGAUCUUUUGACACAAAAUGUUUGUCUUGUAUUUUAUUAAGUUAUACGCGUUGUUUGCUUUGAUCCAAAGCCAGGCAGUGGACGGAGAGGUGGAUGUGUGGCCUCACCCACAAUACGCCACUUCGAGCCCAGACUUUCUACAAAUAGACUCAACAAAGUUUGUCUUCACUGAUAAAUCUGUGGACAAAUGCGAUCUUCUAAGUCAUGCCAUCACCAGAACUAAGGAAACGGCAUUCAUUCAGAGCUGUUCCAGAACUGGUGUCGACGGCUAUAAACCAUUUCAUCAAAACGUCCGAACUCUUCAGCUCAACGCCAAUUUCAAAGGAGAUUUAAGUGGUAUUGAAAUCGAUGUGAAGUCUUGCGAAAAGUUACCGCAUCUGGAGAUGAAUGAGAAAUACAAUCUUGUAGUCGACGGAAGCGCCCGAACGGCUCGUCUCGAGUCCGACACCAUUUGGGGUGCGAUCAGAGGAUUGGAGACAUUCUCUCAAUUGGUCUCAAAUGUCGGACAAAAUCAGUUCGUUAUCAAUGAAACAGAUAUCAGAGAUUUCCCCCGAUUUGCAUACAGAGGUAUAUUAGUGGACACUUCCAGACACUAUAUACCAGUGAAUGUCUUGUAUGAAAAUUUGAAUGCAAUGGCCUAUAAUAAACUCAAUGUCUUUCACUGGCAUAUUGUUGACGAGCAGUCAUUUCCAUAUGUGAGCAAAAGAUUUCCCGAUUUGAGUCUUAAGGGCGCCUAUAAUCCCGAAACACAUGUCUAUUCACCACAAGAUGUCCAGAAUGUGAUUGAAUACGGGAGACAACGAGGUAUUAGAGUAUUGGUUGAAUUCGAUACU
Molecule: messenger RNA, 841 nt
Organism: Medioppia subpectinata
Lineage: Eukaryota; Metazoa; Arthropoda; Arachnida; Sarcoptiformes; Oppiidae
Source: the annotation of a GenBank genome assembly